Messenger RNA from Acanthoscelides obtectus, 567 nucleotides. The record is from the annotation of a GenBank genome assembly. NCBI's taxonomy places the organism in Eukaryota, Metazoa, Arthropoda, Insecta, Coleoptera, Chrysomelidae.
AUGGUACAUUUAUUAUCAAGCCAACAUGAUGACGAUAAAGUAUGUGCUUACUUACAAAAUAAGCGAAAUAUGAUCAUAGAUUACAAUGCGAGUAAGGGGGGCGUUGACCAUGCAGAUCAACUUAUUAGAGAGUAUUCAUGCAGCAGAAGAACAGCUCGAUGGCCGUAUAGAUUAUUUAUGAACGUGAUAGAUAUUUGUGCUUCAAAUGCUUUCAUUUUAUACAAUGAAAAAAAUCCUGAUUGGCAGAAAAAUAAUUACUCGAGACGACGAUUAUUUCUUUUACAAUUGGGAGAUGAUCUCGCUCGGAACUAUAUGGUGAAAAGAUCCCACUACAAAAAUCAUACGGACCGUGUAAAAACGGCUCUACGAGACUGCGGAGUAGUAAUGGACGACCAACAUAUUCCUAAACCACAAGCUCCUGCUAGAAAACGGGCCAAAUGUUAUGAAUGCCCUCGAAAAGAUGACAGGAAAGUAAACAUAACUUGCACUGUUUGUAGUAAAUUUGUUUGUGAACUUUAUAGAAAAAAGGAGCAAACUUAUGUAUGUACCAAAUGUUUCUCAACGUGA